AUGUCUGAUAAUCCAUUCGACACCGUCGAGCUUCAGAAGAGAAGCGUCUCGCCUCAUCAUGACAAUUCCCCUUCGUAUGAGUUCUGUACGAAGAGCAUAGAGGAAACCGUGGCACAGUUGAGGACGGAUCCAGUGAAUGGGCUGUGCUCAUCGCAGGAUGUUACACAGCGUAGAGGGUUGCACGGGAUGAACGAGCUGAGUGCUGAGGAGGAGGAGAGUCUGCUGUGGAAAUUCCUCGAGACGUUCUACCAGGACCCGCUGAUUCUGCUGCUCAUCGGUUCAGCAGUGAUCAGCUUCCUCAUGGGCAAUAUUGACGACUCCGUCUCCAUCACGCUGGCCAUCUUCAUUGUUGUCUCUGUGGGCUUUGUCCAGGAGUACAGGUCCGAGCAGUCGUUACAGGCGUUGAACAAGCUGGUGCCUGCGGAGGCCCACCUCAUCAGAAACGGCUCCACGCAGAACAUCCUGGCGUCGCAGCUGGUGCCAGGCGAUUUGGUUCACUUCUCCGUGGGAGACCGCAUCCCUGCUGAUAUCAGAUUGGUGGAAGCGGUCCACCUGACUGUUGACGAGUCGAACCUGACUGGUGAGACUGAGCCCGUGCACAAGUUGACAGAGGCGGUUGAGCCUCAAGGGCUGGGCAUCCCGUUGAAUGAGCGUCACUGCAUCGCGUAUAUGGGCACUUUGGUUCGUGAUGGCCACGGAACAGGGUUGGUGGUUGCCACGGGCCAUGACACGGCCUUUGGUGCUGUCUUUGAGAUGAUGAGUGACAUUGAGAAGCCAAAGACUCCACUGCAGAACUCCAUGGAUAAGCUGGGUAAGGACUUGUCCGUUGUGAGUUUCGCCGUGAUUGGAUUCAUCUGUAUCAUCGGCGUCUUCCAAGGACGCUCGUGGUUAGAAAUGUUCCAAGUCUCUGUAUCGUUAGCAGUCGCUGCCAUUCCAGAAGGCUUGCCCAUCAUCGUCACGGUCACGUUGGCCCUGGGUGUGCUUAGAAUGGCCCGUCAAAAGGCAAUCGUUAGAAGACUUCCAAGCGUGGAGACUCUGGGCUCGGUCAACGUGAUCUGUAGUGAUAAAACAGGUACUUUGACCCAAAACCAUAUGACUGUUAAGCACCUGUGGACCACUGAUAUGAACACUGAAGUAUUGGACAUCUCCAAGCAUACGCAUUCCACCCUGACGCAAUACCUGACUGACGAUGUUAAACAGACCUUGGAGGCUGCUAGCAUCUGUAACAAUGCCAAAUAUUCACAAGAAGGUGCUAAAUUUAUCGGCAAUCCAACCGAUAUUGCCCUGUUGGAAGUCUUGCCAGAGUUCAAGAUGGAGGAUAUGAGAUCAUCAAGGUCGAGAACUAAGGAAGUUCCAUUCUCAUCGACCAAAAAGUACAUGGCUGUUACUGUCCACUUGGGUGAUAAAUCCAAGUCUUCAACCUAUGUGAAGGGUGCUGUGGAGAAAGUUUUGGCAAGAUCAACAAGCUAUUUGACCCGUGAUGGUAAAACCGAGACGCUUAAUGAAUCGACUAGCAAGAAGAUCUUAACUGCUGCAGACAAGAUGGCCUCCCAUGGUCUUCGUGUUCUCGCGUUUGGAUAUAACAACAAGGAUUUCGACGAUGAACCUUCUGGUCUCACCUUUGUCGGAUUGAUUGGUAUGAAGGAUCCACCAAGACCAACCGUUAAAGGGGCAAUUGCCAAGUUAAUGAAAGGUGGUGUCCAUGUCAUUAUGAUCACCGGUGAUGCUGAGGCGACUGCUGUUGAAAUUGCCAGAGAAAUCGGUAUGCCAAUUACAGACGUCAGUAGAAACGUCAUCAGUGGUGAUAAGCUUGAUGAGAUGGAUGAAGCAAGCUUGGCAGAGGUCAUCUCAUCUGUCUGUGUGUUUGCUAGAACAACACCAGAACACAAGGUUCAGAUCGUUCGUGCUUUGCAAAGACGUGGUGAUGUUGUUGCUAUGACUGGUGAUGGUGUCAACGAUGCACCUGCCUUAAAACUGGCUGAUAUCGGUAUUGCCAUGGGUAAAAUGGGUACAGACGUUGCCAAGGAAGCUGCUGAUAUGGUUUUAACUGAUGAUGACUUCUCUACUAUUCUUAGUGCUAUUGAAGAAGGAAAGGGUAUCUUCAACAACAUUCAAAACUUCCUAACGUUCCAAUUGUCCACCUCUGUCGCUGCUCUUUCCUUGAUCGCGUUUGCCACGUUCUUGAAGUUACCGAAUCCUCUAAAUGCCAUGCAGAUUCUUUGGAUUAACAUCUUGAUGGAUGGUCCUCCUGCUCAAUCGCUCGGUGUUGAACCUGUUGACAGCGAAGUGAUGAACAAGCCACCUAGACAAAGAGGUGCAAAGAUUCUCACCGAGGCUGUCUUGAGAAGAUUGUUAAUGAAUGCUCUGUUUGUCAUUGCUGGAACCAUUUUCGUUUACGUCAGAGAGAUGGAGGACAACCAAAUCACACAUAGAGACACCACCAUGACGUUUACAUGUUUUGUUCUCUUUGAUAUGUUCAACGCUUUGAGUUGCCGUCAUGCAACCAAAUCUGUGUUUGAGAUUGGAUUCAGCAACCAGAUGUUCAACUUUGCCGUCUUGGGGUCUCUCGCUGGACAGCUGUGUGCCAUAUACGUUCCAUUCUUCCAAAGCAUCUUCCAGACUGAGGCUUUAUCACUAGGGGACCUGGUAUUCUUAAGCGUUGUUUCAAGUUCUGUCUUCAUCUUUGACGAAUGCAGAAAAUACUUCACAAAGCAACAACAACGUACUACUUUCAACUCCAUCGUAUAA
Messenger RNA from Williopsis jadinii, 2748 nucleotides. RefSeq names its product Ca(2+)/Mn(2+)-transporting P-type ATPase PMR1 (gene PMR1). The record is from RefSeq and is a predicted model, not a curated record. Bases 1 to 2748 code for a protein of 915 amino acids. Gene Ontology annotation, cellular component: endoplasmic reticulum; plasma membrane; Golgi membrane. Gene Ontology annotation, molecular function: ATP binding; P-type calcium transporter activity; ATP hydrolysis activity. Lineage: Eukaryota; Fungi; Ascomycota; Saccharomycetes; Phaffomycetales; Wickerhamomycetaceae. Gene Ontology annotation, biological process: intracellular calcium ion homeostasis; calcium ion transmembrane transport; manganese ion transport. The transcript has a single exon.